Messenger RNA from Entelurus aequoreus (snake pipefish), 2332 nucleotides. RefSeq names its product thymidylate synthetase (gene tyms). The record is from RefSeq and is a predicted model, not a curated record. Gene Ontology annotation, biological process: dTMP biosynthetic process. Gene Ontology annotation, cellular component: mitochondrion; cytosol. The transcript is spliced from 6 exons. Gene Ontology annotation, molecular function: thymidylate synthase activity. Lineage: Eukaryota; Metazoa; Chordata; Actinopteri; Syngnathiformes; Syngnathidae. Bases 130 to 1152 code for a protein of 340 amino acids.
GUUUCUUGCCAAACGCCAUUGACCCGGAAUUGAAGAAGAACUGACAAACAAACUCCAAACUCAAGGGCGCCAAUUUUUUUUAUCACGUUCGUCCACAACAUAGACGUCUAUUUUUCUUUUCGACACAAAAUGCCCGCCACUACAGAUACAUACUCGGACCAGUUUACCUCAAAGGAGUGCGAGCCGGAAGGGGCGACGGAUAAAAAAACGAGUAAGUCGGCCCUUAUCUGUGAUGAGCGCGGAUAUUUGAACCAAGUACGGUUGAUCCUGGAUCAUGGCCGGAAAAAGGGAGACCGAACCGGCACCGGAGUCCUUUCCGUGUUUGGCGCCCAGACCCGAUACAGCCUCCGAGAUCAGUUUCCUCUGCUGACCACCAAGAAAGUGUUUUGGAAAGCCGUACUUGAAGAGUUGCUUUGGUUCAUUAAGGGGUCGACAAAUUCAAAGGAGCUCUCUGAGAAAGGGGUGAAGAUUUGGGACGCUAACGGCUCCCGGAGCUUUCUGGACAAGUGCGGCUUUACCGACCGGGAGGAGGGCGACCUGGGCCCGGUGUACGGCUUCCAGUGGCGGCAUUUUGGUGCCGAGUACACCAACAUGCAUGCAGAUUACACAGGACAAGGCGUGGACCAGCUGCAGAAAGUCAUCGACACCAUUAAAAGCAAUCCGGAGGACCGACGCAUCAUCAUGUGCGCGUGGAACCCGAAAGACCUGCCCCUGAUGGCGCUGCCCCCCUGCCACACCCUCUGCCAGUUCUACGUGUGCGACGGCGAGCUGUCGUGUCAGCUUUACCAGCGCUCUGGAGACAUGGGCUUAGGGGUGCCCUUCAAUAUCGCAAGCUACGCACUCCUCACAUACAUGAUCGCCCACGUCACCGACCUCAAGGUAACCUCUUCUCCGUUUUUCCAGUGUUUGCCAACACCUGACAUGUACCCCGCCUCCUUUCAGCCGGGCGACUUUGUCCACACGCUGGGAGACGCUCACAUCUACACCAACCACGUUAAACCCUUGGAAGAACAGCUGAAAAGGGAGAUCCGCCCCUUCCCUAAAAUGAACAUCCUUCGGAAAGUGGAGAGUAUCGAUGAUUUCCGUGCAGAGGAUUUUGAAAUUGUGGGCUACAACCCCCAUCCUGCUAUCAAGAUGGAGAUGGCCGUGUGAGAGAGAUGACUUUUUUUUUUUUUUUAAGUAGUGAAAGGUACUAACUAAUAAAUGGAGGGCAAAAUGGGACAACAUUUAAAAAAUCUAUCUGACUUAAAUGUGUCAUUAAUUGGAAUCAAAUAGAUGAUUAUGUUGAAUGUGUCAUUAAUUUAUUUUAUUAAAAAAAAUUACAUUUCAUUUCACAAUUCAUUAUUUAAUAAAUUAAUGACCCAUUUAGGUAAUUAUUUAAAUAUUUACUUUUGUCUCAUUUAACACGAGGUCAGCGCUUUAUGAAUUUAUAUUAUCAAUAACUCAAGACAACUUGAAAACAUUCCUCCACUUUAACUGCUACAUGCUCUGGAUCCACAGGUCUUGCUUCCAAAUACUCCUCAGUCUUAAAUACCUACCACCAACUCCCCCCCAAAAAGUAUGAGUCUAUAUCAGGGGUAGGGAACCUAUGGCUCUCGAGCCAGAUGUGGCUCUUUUGAUGACUGCAUCUGGCUCUCAGAUAAAUCUUAGCUAACAUUGCUUAUUUCGCUGUUAAUCACAGUGUUAAUAAUAACGUUCAAAAUAUAAAACAUUCUCAUGCAUUUUAUUCCAUCCAUUUGUUUUCUACCGCACCUGUUCAAGAAGUCGCAUUAAUGGUAAAAAGGAUUUUAUUUAUUAUUGGUUAGCGUCAGAAUAACAAUGUUAUUAAAAAACAAUAAGAGACUUAUUAUACUCUAAAAAUGUUGGUCUUACUUAAAAAUACACACAUUUAGUUGUAUUCAGUGUUAAAAAAUAUGAUAUGGCUCUCACGGAAAUACAUUUUAAAAUAUUUGGCUUUCAUGGCUCUCUCAGCCAAAAAUGUUCCCGACCCCUGGUCUAUAUCCUCCUUAGCCGCCAUGUUUUGAAAGACUUCGUUUCGACCAAAUUGGACUAGAUUUGUGUUAGCUCCGCCCACUGUGUUUGAAAGACAAACUAAAUUCAUGAAGCUCUGGCAAGGGGAUAACAGGACAAAAAUUAUUAAAUACAUAAAAACAUUUAAUGUAAUUUUUACUUUAAACAAAUAAUGACACAUUUAAUAACAAAUGUAUCUAUUUAAUUCCAAUUGUAAUUAAUGGCACAUUAAUUUUUUCAAGAUGUAUUUAUUAAAUUUCCUCCCAUUUGGCCUACUUAUAAAGAAAUGUGUAUUAUAAAUGUAAUUAUUUAAUAAAUAAGA